Messenger RNA from Sesamum indicum (sesame), 3287 nucleotides. RefSeq names its product AAA-type ATPase family protein. Gene Ontology annotation, molecular function: metalloendopeptidase activity; ATP-dependent peptidase activity; ATP binding. Gene Ontology annotation, cellular component: chloroplast thylakoid membrane. NCBI's taxonomy places the organism in Eukaryota, Viridiplantae, Streptophyta, Magnoliopsida, Lamiales, Pedaliaceae. Gene Ontology annotation, biological process: proteolysis. The record is from RefSeq and is a predicted model, not a curated record.
UGAGACAGGGUGGAAGGCGGAAACUGGUCCAAACGCUGGUUGCAGUGUUUUGUUGUCAUGGAGGAGGAUAUUUGAAGGAGAAGAUAAUGCAAAUAUACAUUGAUUGCAUGGUUUGCUGAAUUCCGAAUAAGAAAAGGGAGAAAGAUGAACUUUUCAAUUGCUUCUAACCCAUUACUUGAUAGUUUUUCGCCAAAACCCUUGUGUGUUUUCUCCUCUUCUAAAACCCUAUUUGCUCGAAGUGAUAGACGGCCGAAAUGCUUGUUUCUUAGGCGCUUGUCUGCUCCAAUUUUGCGGUUGCAAUCACGCAGCUGUGUUAGAAGACUAGAAAUUAAGUGUUGCAGAGCACCUUCAAGUUCGAGUUCCAACCCUGUGGAGGGGGAAACUGACUCAGCUCAGCAGCUAUUCGAGAAUUUGAAGCAAGCUGAGAGAGAACGGAUAAACAGAUUAGAAGAGUUUGAAAGGAAGGCAAAUGUUCAAUUGGACAGGCAGCUCAUGAUGGCUUCGGAAUGGAGCAGGGCACUUUUGACUAUGAGAGGAAAAUUGAAAGGAACAGAGUGGGACCCUGAGAAUUCUCAUUGCAUAGACUAUAGUGACUUCAAGAGACUUCUUGAUUCGAACAAUGUCCAAUUCAUGGAGUACUCUAAUUACGGCCAGACAGUCUCAGUGAUUCUACCUUAUUAUAAAGAAGGUAAAACUGAAGGUUCAGAAGGUAAGAAGGAAAUUGUUUUCCGGCGCCAUGUGGUUGACCGUAUGCCAAUUGACUGCUGGAAUGAUGUUUGGCAAAAGUUGCAUCAACAGCUUGUCAAUGUUGAUGUCCUCAAUGUUAAUACUGUUCCUGCGGAAGUCUAUUCAUCUGUCGCGACUGCAGUUGUGUGGUCCAUGAGGCUGGCUCUUUCUGUCGCUCUAUAUAUUUGGAUUGAUAAUAUGAUGAGACCAAUAUACUCAAAAUUAAUUCCUUGUGAUCUUGGCGCUCCUCCGAAAAAGAUAACGUUGGAGCCACUCAAGCGCCAGGCCCUUGGGUCAUUAGGGAAGAGUCGGGCAAAGUUCAUAUCAGCUGAAGAAAAAACUGGUGUCACCUUUGAUGAUUUUGCUGGUCAAGAGUAUAUCAAGCGGGAACUGCAAGAGAUUGUUCGAAUACUAAAAAAUGAUGAGGAGUUCCAAAACAAGGGUAUCUAUUGCCCAAAAGGUGUGCUCCUUCAUGGUCCUCCUGGAACUGGUAAAACACUUCUUGCAAAAGCUAUAGCUGGUGAGGCAGGUCUUCCAUUUUUUGCAGCUAAUGGUACAGACUUUGUCGAGAUGUUUGUUGGUGUGGCUGCUUCUCGUGUGAAGGAUCUUUUUGCUAGUGCCAGGUCAUUUGCACCUUCUAUAAUUUUCAUUGAUGAGAUAGAUGCAAUUGGCAGUAAACGUGGUGGACCUGAUAUUGGUGGGGGUGGUGCUGAGAGGGAACAAGGACUACUUCAAAUACUGACAGAAAUGGAUGGUUUUAAAGUGUCAACAUCACAGGUGUUGGUUAUUGGUGCAACAAAUAGACUGGAUAUUCUUGAUCCUGCUCUUCUAAGAAAAGGCCGCUUUGACAAGAUUAUUCGUGUUGGAUUACCGUCGAAAGAUGGUAGAUUUGCCAUAUUGAAGGUACAUGCUCGGAAUAAAUAUUUUCGUUCAGAGGAAGAGAAGGAGAAUCUACUUAAAGAAAUUGCAGAUCUUACGGAAGAUUUUACUGGAGCAGAAUUGCAAAAUAUACUGAAUGAAGCCGGAAUCUUGACUGCAAGGAAGGACUUAGACUACAUAGGACAGGAAGAACUUCUUGAGGCCUUGAAGCGGCAAAAAGGCACUUUUGAAACAGGUCAAGAAGAUAGUACUGAAGUCCCUGAAGAGUUAAAACUGAGACUGGCAUAUCGGGAGGCGGCUGUAGCUGUUCUUGCAUGUUAUAUUCCAGAUUCCUACCGCCCAUUCACUGAUACACAUAUUAAUUCCAUUCGCAGUCAGCCAAAUAUGAGCUAUGAGGAGACAGCAGGCAGGGUGUUUCAGCGCAAGGCGGAUUAUGUGGAUUCUAUAGUACGGGCAUGUGCUCCCAGAGUAAUUGAAGAGGAGAUAUUUGGAGUUGAAAAUCUAUCCUGGGUUUCUGCAAAAUCCACAUUAGAGGCUUCCAGACUUGCUGAAUUCUUGAUUUUGCAAACGGGAAUGACUGCUUUUGGGAAGGCCUAUUACAGAUAUCAACAUGAUCUUGUGCCUAACCUUGCUGCCAAACUUGAAGCACUUAGAGAAGAAUACAUGCGUUUUGCUGUGGAGAAAUGCACAUCUGUACUAAGAGAAUACAGUCCUGCUGUGGAGAACAUUACAGAUGUCCUACUUGAGAAGGGAGAGAUUAAAGCAGAUGAAAUUUGGAAAAUAUACAACAGUUCACCUCGAAUACCUCAGCCUGCUGUGAGAGAAGUGGAUGAAUAUGGCGUGCUUAUAUAUGCGGGACGGUGGGGAGUACAUGGUGUUUCACUUCCAGGAAGGGUGACCUUUGCACCUGGAAAUGUGGGAUUUUCUACUUUUGGUGCACCUCGUCCUAUGGAGACUCAAAUCAUUAGUGAUGACACUUGGAAGCUAAUAGAUGGAAUAUGGGACAAAAGGGUUGAGGAAAUCAGGGCUGAGGCCUCUAUGGAAAUUGAAGAAGAUAAAGAGAAGCCACAGCUUUUGAUGGCCAGCCAUUUUCUAUAAGAGUCGUUGUAUUAUAUCUGGUUCAUCUUAUGAGUUCUCUUGUAGUCCAACAUACCUCUGCAGUUAAUUCUGUUAGUUAACACGGGAAGCUUAUUGUGCCCGCCUCUUAUCCAAAUUCCACCACGGAGCAUCUUAUCUUGUGCCAUUAGUAUUAAGCCUCUUUUGUCAUUCAAGGACUGCUGGAUCCCUCAAACUAGAGAAUUGAUUCCGGCACAAGGUAUUCAGAUGUUGGACUUUCAAAUUUUGUUCCUUUAUUACCUGAUGUGAUGCUGCCAUUAUUGUUAUGGUUGCCAUCUACAACGUAAUCGAUAUCAACUUAUAGCUUGGGAUUUUGGAGAAAUGACUACAGGAUUGGACAGAAAUAUAGGUUAUUAUACAUUAUUAUAGGAUCUGCAGAAUUAGUGAUAGUCAGAUCAGGGAAACAAUCCGAUGAGUUGUAGCUUUUGUUGGUUGGCUUUUGUUUUACAACAUUCAUGUUGUGAAUGACGAGAAAGAAAGAAUUGACUUGUAUAUCUGUCAUGUACAUGUUUUCUCUCUAGACUUAUGUAAAUCUAGCAUCUUUUCCCUUUCUGCCGAGCUGCAAA